Molecule: messenger RNA, 1022 nt
Organism: Megalobrama amblycephala (Wuchang bream)
Lineage: Eukaryota; Metazoa; Chordata; Actinopteri; Cypriniformes; Xenocyprididae
Gene: tusc2a
Product: tumor suppressor 2, mitochondrial calcium regulator a
Exons: 4
Coding region: 223-558 (111 amino acids)
Biological process (GO): regulation of mitochondrial membrane potential; inflammatory response
Cellular component (GO): mitochondrion
Source: RefSeq, a predicted model, not a curated record
UCAUAUUGUCCUUUGUUUGAAUGUUUUCUGGUAUGAAAACAAAACGAACCUGAUGAACUGAAAUGCGUGAUAGUCGCGUUUCUUGAGUGUUGAAUCGCUGUCAGUGGCUUAUGUCUUGUUUACAUCGCAAACAACUCUUUAACGUUCAGCUUUAUUAGGUACUGAACUGAGAUGAUCUGCUGGCCGGUCCACCUCCUCUAAAAUAAUGCAUCAUCAAUAAAAAUGGGAGGCAGCGGAUCCAAAACUAAAGGAGUCUGGCCUUUUACCAGCUCUGGAGCUGGAGGAGAAGCUCCCGGUGAGGUCAGUGAACAGUGUUUAGCGCGUCUCCGAGGCUCCAAGAAUGCGACACCAUUUGUCUUCACAAGGAGAAGCUCCUUGUAUUUUGAUGAAGAUGGAGAUCUGGCUCAUGAGUUUUAUGAGGAGACUGUGGUGACCAAGAAUGGCAGAAAGAAAGCCAAGCUGAAAAGGAUUCAGAAAAACCUCAUACCUCAGGGAAUCGUUCAUUUGGAUCACCCACGAAUCCACGUGGACUUCCCUGUCAUCCUGUGUGAAAUAUAAGCAAACAGACUCUUUAGGAAGUGACUCGGCUGUAGGAGCGCCACGGCCACCCUCGACUUCCUUCCACCUUUGCUGUUCCUCUGUCAGGACGCCACAUGGCUCUCUGUUACGACAGGGAGGGCGUUUGCCCUUCAGCUGGCUUUGACCAAAAAGUUGAAUCAUAUUUCCUGAUUAGCAUUCUGGUGUAUAGACAGCAGACGUACGUCGCUCUGUCUUCUGUGAUGUACAGUAAGGAACGCAUGUGCAAUGAGAGUGUGUAAGUAAGGAACAAUGCAGGGAUUGUACAUAAAUCACGUGUUUGUUAUUGUGCGUGUUUAUCAUUCUAUUGUAUAUUAUGAUAUUCUGUUGUAUCAAAGUCUGACUCUGUUUGUUUGUUGGGUUGCAAGCCACAUCUGCACUUGUAAUCGUUUAUUGUACAGUAAAUUAUGAGUUAAUAUAUUUGAAUAAAAUGGUUUAGCAGAUUA